Molecule: messenger RNA, 11652 nt
Organism: Limanda limanda (common dab)
Lineage: Eukaryota; Metazoa; Chordata; Actinopteri; Pleuronectiformes; Pleuronectidae
Product: neuroblast differentiation-associated protein AHNAK-like
Exons: 12
Coding region: 1-11652 (3883 amino acids)
Biological process (GO): peripheral nervous system myelin maintenance; regulation of RNA splicing
Cellular component (GO): nucleus; cytoplasm
Molecular function (GO): protein binding
Source: RefSeq, a predicted model, not a curated record
AUGUGUGACUGUUUCCACCUGGCGUUCCCCAACUGGCACGCCGCCUCCUCCGGGACGGCCGGUCGGAGGCUGAGAGCACCGGAGCCCGGGACAGAGGACGACUCGGUGUGUGACGAGCCGUCUCAGUUCACUGAGGGAGAGAGGCCACGCCCCCAGGGAUCGUCCCCCGUCGAGGAGUUUCCUGAAAAAUACACAAACGGCGACAAAGAGUGUGAAGCAGAGCAUGACCCACGCCACAAGAGUGGAGGUGGAAAGAAAAGUAAAAAGUCUGGGCUCGGGUCCAUGUUUGAAAAGCGCUCGACUUCGAAGAUGAGUAAACUGAAGGAAGCUCACAGCCCCGAGUCGGAGGUGAUCGUGAAGACCGCCACAGACGGAAGUGCAGAGGGUCUCGUUUACCGUGGGGGCGGCAAAGAGGGGAUCUUCAUUAAGGGAGUGGUGCCAGAGUCCCCGGCCUCGAAAAGUCUGAAAAUGAAAGAAGGUGAUCAGAUUCUGAGCGCCACCGUGUAUUUUGACAACGUGCCGUACGAGGACGCCGUUCAGAUCCUGGAGCACGCUCAGGCCUACAGGGUCGAGCUCUGCCUGAAACGCAAACCAGAGAUCACCGAGACCGAAGCAGCCAUGGAGUCCGACGUCAUCCCUGAGGAGGAGCUUGGCGCUCCAGCGAUGAGGGAACAAGGAAAAACCAAAAGGCGUGGCGAUGCUCGUAUUUCCUGGCCCAAGUUUCCCUCCUUCGGAAAAGGGCGGAAGACCCGUUUCACGAGGUCUCACAGUUCCUCGGAGGCCGAUGAGCAGAGGAAGCUGGAGCUCAGUCCCACAACAAGUGACACAGAGUCACCGAUAAAGACUCAGGAUACUCUCAAAGGCAAGAAGAGGCACAAGAUGAAGCUGUCUCUCCUGACAAAGAGAAGCCGAAUAAGUUCAUCUGAAGACAACGACGCUCCAACAAACGGACAAACCAACAGCGACGUUUACCAGACGGCUUCAGAGAUGCUCUCGCCUGAAUACCCCGACAGCCUCUCAGGAGACACACCUCAGGUCUACGUAACCGAAGAACUACGACUUGACCAGAAGGAUCUGACUGAACCAAAAGCUGCUCAACACAAGGUGGACCUCAUCUGUGUAGACAGCACUUUGAAAACAGCAGAUCUAACCGUGGCUCUGGCUGAUCAGGGAAGCUCCUCUGGUAUCAAGUCCCCGACGGAGAAGAAAAAGAAGAAGGAAAAGUCUGAGUUGAAAGUUAAAAUUUUGGGGAAAGAUAAAUCACACAAGAAGGAUGCAAAAGCAAAGGCCUCCCCGAAAAGGCUGAAGACUCUGGGGGCAAGUAUUGAAAUAGCAGAUCAACCUGUGAAGGAAAAAUCCGAUUCCCACACGGACCUGCAGAGAGAUCAGACACCACUGGAGGCCAACUCCCAGAUCAUCAGCAGCGAAGCCUCAAGGGCCAAGCUGGUGACAUCACAGAUGGAAGUGAGUGUACCAAAGGUUGAACUGGAUAUUUCCGAUAUCUCAUUUUUUGGAAAAUCUCAUCAGAAAGGUGAAGAACCAACAAAGAAAGACAAGGAAGCGAAACAAAAAAAGGAAACAAAAACAUGUCCAUCGUUCAAACUGCCUAAAAUUGGCCUAGGUGACAUAGCUACUGAGGAAACUAUACAAACAAGUGUAAAUGCUGAAUGCCCGACUAAAAUGGAAAAGCAUAUCGCUGAGGGUCCAGCACUGAAAGAUGAUCCUUACGACCGCCUGUCCAAAAGCAGUCAGUCCAGAACACAACUUCCCAAACGUGAAGACAUUGAGAUCCCAGGUAUGGAGGACAUGUCUCUGAGAACCAAGGCCAAAGGAAUUAAAGAGCCUAAAGCGGUUUCAGCAGGACGUUAUAAAGGCAUUCAAACCGAAGAUGUACAAAUGUCAAUCGAUGUCGACAGCGUGAAAGAGGCAGUUUCGAAAUUGCCCGGAUUUAAGCUUCCAAAGAUGGACACGUUUGGAAUGCCAAUUCCUGAAGAAAUUACUGUGAUAGAUGCAAACGCACAAAGAAUAUCUGUGAAAACACCGACUAAAGUCGCAGAUACAAGAUCCAAACAUGAGGCGCACCUUAUUAAGUUUGACCUAGCAGCUGCUGAUUUAACCUCUGAGGAACUUUUGAUUCAGACCAAGGUAGAUUACAAAAUACCUGAAAAAGUCUUCAACAUCACCACCAAACAAAGUGACUACGAGAUGCAAAGUGAAAUCCAUAAACGGGAGGAUAUUGUAAUUCCAGGCAUAGAAAGUGGGAGGAAAGAGACGAUAUUGCUCCAAGAAGUAACAACAUCACAAACUGAAACAAGGAAAGACAAGGGGCGGAUAGGAGGAGUCAUAUCUGACGUGAAAGUACCGGAACUCGAUAGCAUCGAUUACAUUGAUUCAGUAAGUGGUUCACCAGCCGAUCGGGGCGGUGGAAUUAGUCUUAGAGGCUUUGGUGUUCAUCUUGAUGCUACAAGGCCAAGGGCGGACAUCUCCUCUGCAGACAUCAGAGGUGAAGACAGAGAAGUUGGACCAGAGAAGCUGGAAAAGAAUAUAAACAUUGAUGGAGCAGAGAUAAAAGUAGUUCAGAGAAGAGAUGAGAUCAAGUAUAAAUUACCGAAUGUUGGUGUUAGUCUCCGAAGUGUAGAUGUUGCUAUACAGGAGCAAAAGGUGGAAGUUGGAAAACCUGAGGUGGAAAUCAAACCUCUUCAGACUGAGGUGGAACUUGAUGGUGAAGGAAGCAAAUUCAAGAUGCCAAAGCUUGGAAUCAAGUUGCCAAAAAUAAAAGGCCCUGAAUUUGAUCUUAGCUCCUCCAAGAAAGAGAUUGAAGUCAAACUCCCAGAAGGUAAAGCUGGGGUCAAACUCCCAGAAGCUCCUGAGGUCAAUCUCACUCUUCGAAGCGUUGAUGUUUCUAUUCCAGAACAAAUGGUGGAAGUUAGAAAACCUGAGGUGGAAAUCACACCUCUUCAGACUGAGGUUGAUCUCGAUGGACAAGGAAGCAAAUUCAAGAUGCCAAAGCUUGGAAUCACACUGCCCCAAAUAAAAGGACCUGAAUUUGAUCUUAGCUCGUCCAAGAAAGACAUUGAAGUCAAACUCCCAAAAGCUAAAGCUGGAGUAAAACUCCCAGAAGCUCCUGAAGUCAACGUUACUCUUGGAACUGUAGAUGUUUCUAUUCCGGAACAAAUGGUGGAAGUUAGAAAACCUGAAUUGGAAAUCAAACCUCUUCAGACUGAGGUUGAAUUUGAUGGACAAGGAAGCAAGUUCAAGAUGCCAAAGUUUGGAAUCAAACUGCCCCAAAUAAAAGGUCCUGACUUUGAUUUGAGUUUGUCUCAGAAAGAUGGAGAUGUCAAACUACCAAAAGCUAAAGCUGGGGUCAAACUCCCAGAAGCUCCAGGGGUCAACGUUACUCUUGGAACUGUAGAUGUUUCUAUUCCAGAACAAAAGGUGGAAAUCAAAAAACCUGAGGUGGAAAUCAAACCUCUGCAGACUGAGGUUGAUCUUGAUGGACAAGGAAGCAAGUUCAAGAUGCCAAAGUUUGGAAUCUCAAUGCCAAAAGUAAAAGGGCCUGACAUUGACUUAAGCUUCUCAAAGAAAGACGCAGGUGUCACACUACCAGAAUUUAAAGCUGAGGGGAAACUUCCAGAUGCUCCUGAGAUUGAUGCCAGUCUGGGAAAUGUAGAUGUUUCUAUUUCAGCACAAAAGAUGGAGGCCAAAAAGGCUAAAUUGCAAGUCAAACCCCUGAAGAUCGAAGGUCAACCUGACGGACAAGGAAGCAAGUUUAAAAUGCCAGAGCUAGGAAUCACAAUGCCACAAGUAAAAGGACCUGAGAUUAAUUUUGGGCUAUCAAAGAAAGAUGAAGAUGUCUCACUUCCAGAAGCCAAAGCUGAAGUAAAAGUCCCUGAAGUGAAAGCUCAAACACCUGAGAAAAAAGUGACACCAAAACGUACAGAAGGUUCCGCAUUAAAAUUCAAGAUGCCAUCAUUCAAUCUACCAAAAUUUGGAAUUGGAGCUCCAAACAUCUCGGUAGAAGCACAUGAUAUCGAUAAAGAUGUUAAAAUUGAUGGAGCUGACCUGAAAAUCCCAGAAGAUGGGUCUGCUAUUAAGAUUUCAGCUCCCAGCAUUGACAUUAAGGGUCCUUCAAUAGAUCUGAAAACAACUGGAACUGACCAGGAUGGACAAGGAAGCAAAUUGAAAAUGCCACAUCUUCCAAAAGUAAAAGGUCCUGAAUUUGAUUUAAGCUUUUCAAAGAAAGACGCAGAUAAAGCUGAUGUUACUCUUGGAAGCAUAGAUGUUUCUGUUCCGGGGCAAAAGAUGGAAGUUGGAAAACCUGAGCUGGAAAUCAAACCUCUUCAGACUGAGGUUGAUCUUGAUGGACAUGGAAGAAAGUUCAAAAUGCCAAAGUUUGGAAUCUCAAUGCCAAAAGUAAAAGGGCCUGACAUUGAUUUAAGCUUCUCAAAGAAAGAUGUAGAAGUCAAAUCACCAGAAGCUACGUCUGAGUUUAAAUUCCCAGACGCUCCAGAAAUUGAUGUUAAGCUUGGAAAAGCAGAAGUUUCAAUUCCACAUGUAAAGAUGCAGGCUGAAAAACCUGAACUGGAGAUGAAACCCUUGGAGACUCAAGUGGAACUUGACGGACAUGGAAGCAAGUUCAAAAUGCCAAAGUUUGGAAUCACAAUGCCAAAAGUAAAAGGACCAGAAAUUGAUUUCAGCUUAUCGAAGAAAGAUGUAGAUGUCAGACUACCAGACGCCAAAGCAGAGGUCAGUCUCCCUGAUGUUGAACUAAAAGAACCUUCUACCAAAGUGGAGGUGAAAGCUCCUGAAAUUAAAGUUGCAACUAAAGAUACAAGUGGAUCACCCUCAAGGUUCAAAAUGCCAACUUUUAGUUUCUCUAAACCUAAAGUCAAAGUGCCUGAUAUAGAUUUAAACGUAUCAAAGAAAGACACAGACAUCACAUCAACAGUCAAACUCCCAGAAGCCCCGAAAGUAGAUGUUAGUCUUGGAAAAGCAGAAGUGUUGAUACCAGAAGUGAAAGUGGAAGUUAAAAAGCCUGAUGUGCAAAUAAAACCGGUGCAAGCUGAUGUUGAAUAUGAAGGACAAGGAGGCAAGUUCAAAAUGCCAAAGUUUGGGAUCUCAAUGCCAAAAGUAAAAGGGCCUGACAUUGAUUUAAGCUUCUCAAAGAAAGAUGUAGAAGUCAAAUCACCAGAAGCUACGGCUGAGUUUAAACUCCCAGAUGCUCCAGAAAUUGAUGUUAAGCUUGGAAAAGCAGAAGUUUCGAUUCCAGAUGUAAAGAUGGAGGUUGAAAAACCUGAACUGGAAAUUAAACCCUUAGACACACAAGUUGAACUUGACAGACAUGGAAGCAAGUUCAAAAUGCCAAAGUUUGGAAUCACAAUGCCAAAAAUAAAAGGCCCUGAAUUUGAUCUUAGCUGGUCCAAGAAAGACAUUGAUGUCACAAUACCAGAUGCUAAAGCUGGAGUCAAACUCCCAGAAGCUCCUGCAGUUGAUGUCACUCUUGGAAGUGUAGAUGUUUCUAUUCCAGAGCAAAAGGUGGGAGUUGAAAAACCUGAGCUGGAAAUCAAACCUCUUCAGACUGAGGUUGAUCUUGACGGACAUGGAAGCAAGUUCAAAAUGCCAAAGUUUGGGAUCACAAUGCCAGAAGUAAAAGGACCAGAAUUUGAUUUCAGCUUAUCAAAGAAAGAUGUAGAUGUCAGACUACCAGAAGCCAAAGCAGAGGUCAGCCUCCCUGAUGUUGAAGUAAAGGGACCUUCUGCAAAAGUAGACAUUAAAUCUCCUGAAAUUAAAGUUGCAGCUAAAGAUACAAGUGGAUCUCCUUCAAGAUUCAAAAUGCCAACUUUUAGUUUCUCUAAACCUAAAGUCAAAGUCCCUGAUAUAGAUUUAAACGUAUCAAAGAAAGACACAGACAUCACAUCAACAGUCAAACUCCCAGAAGCCCCGAAAGUAGAUGUUAGUCUUGGAAAAGCAGAAGUGUUGAUACCAGAAGUGAAAGUGGAAGUUAAAAAGCCUGAAGUGCAAAUAAAACCUUUGCAGGCUGAUGUUGAAUAUGAAGGACAAGGAGGCAAGUUCAAAAUGCCAAAGUUUGGAAUCUCUCUGCCAAAAGUAAAAGGGCCUGACGUUGACUUAAGCUUCUCAAAGAAAGAUGUAGAAGUCAAAUCCCCAGAAGCUACGGCUGAGUUUAAACUCCCAGAAGCUCCAGAAAUUGAUGUUAAGCUUGGAAAAGCAGAAGUUUCAAUUCCAGGUGUUAAGAUGGAGGUUGAAAAACCUGAACUGGAGAUGAAACCCUUAGACACUCAAGUUGAAUUUGACGGACAUGGAAGCAAGUUCAAGAUGCCAAAGUUUGGAAUCACAAUGCCAAAAGUAAAAGGACCAGAAAUUGAUUUCAGCUUAUCGAAGAAAGAUGUAGAUGUCAGACUACCAGAAGCCAAAGCAGAGGUCAGUCUCCCUGAUGUUGAACUAAAGGAACCUUCUGCAAAAGUGGAGGUGAAAGCUCCUGAAAUUAAAGUUGCAACUAAAGAUACAAGUGGAUCACCCUCAAGGUUCAAAAUGCCAACUUUUAGUUUCUCUAAACCUAAAGUCAAAGUGCCUGAUAUAGAUUUAAACGUUUCAAAGAAAGACACAGACAUCACAUCAACAGUCAAACUCCCAGAAGCCCCGAAAGUUGAUGUUAGUCUUGGAAAAGCAGAAGUGUUGAUACCAGUAGUGAAAGUGGAAGUUAAAAAGCCUGAAGUGCAAAUAAAACCGGUGCAAGCUGAUGUUGAAUACGAAGGACAAGGAGGCAAGUUCAAAAUGCCAAAGUUUGGGAUCUCAAUGCCAAAAGUAAAAGGGCCGGGUAUUGACUUAAGCCUCUCAAAGAAAGAUGUAGAAGUCAAAUCACCAGAAGCUAUGGCUGAGUUUAAAUUCCCAAAAGCUCCAGAAAUUGAUGUUAAGCUUGGAAAAGCAGAAGUUUCAAUUCCAGAUGUAAAGAUGGAGGUUGAAAAACCUGAACUGGAGAUGAAACCCUUAGAGACUCAAGUUGAACUUGACGGACAUGGAAGCAAGUUCAAGAUGCCAACGUUUGGAAUCACAAUGCCAAAAGUAAAAGGACCAGAAAUUGAUUUCAGCUUAUCGAAGAAAGAUGUAGAUGUCAGACUACCAGAAGCCAAAGCAGAGGUCAGUCUCCCUGAUGUUGAACUAAAGGAACCUUCUGCAAAAGUGGAGGUGAAAGCUCCUGAAAUUAAAGUUGCAACUAAAGAUACAAGUGGAUCACCCUCAAGGUUCAAAAUGCCAACUUUUAGUUUCUCUAAACCUAAAGUCAAAGUGCCUGAUAUAGAUAUAAACGUUUCAAAGAAAGACACAGACAUCACAUCAACAGUCAAACUCCCAGAAGCCCCGAAAGUUGAUGUUAGUCUUGGAAAAGCAGAAGUGUUGAUACCAGAAGUGAAAGUGGAAGUUAAAAAGCCUGAAGUGCAAAUCAAACCUUUGCAAGCUGAUGUUGAAUAUGAAGGACAAGGAGGCAAGUUCAAAAUGCCAAAGUUUGGGAUCUCAAUGCCAAAAGUAAAAGGGCCUGACAUUGACUUAAGCUUAUCCAAGAAAGAUGUAGAUGUGACACUACCCGGGGCCAAAGCAGAGGUCAAACUCCCUGAUGUGGAACUCAAAGACCCUUCUGCUAAAGUGGAAAUCAAAGCCUCUGAGACUGAAGGUCAUGUGGACGGAUCGUCAUCAAAAUUUAAAAUGCCAACAUUCAAAUUUCCUAAAUUUGGAAUUGCCACCCCAAAUGUCACUGUGGAGGUACCUGAUAUGGACAAAGACAAAGCUACAGUUGAUAUUGAAGCACAGAAAGUUGAUAUUGAGGGUCCAUCUCUUGAUGUGAAGAUGACAGCAACUGAAGGGGAGGGAAAAGAAAGCAAGUUCAAAAUGCCAAGUUUUGGAAUAUCUCUGCCAAAGGUGCAAGGGCCCAAAAUUGAUUUAAGCUUAUCCAAGAAAGAUGUAGAUGUCAAAUCACCAGAGGCUACAGCUGAGUUUAAACUCCCAGGCGCUCCAGAGAUUGAUGUUAAGCUUGGAAAAGCAGAAGUUUCAAUUCCAGAUGUGAAGAUGGAAGUUGGAAAACCUGAGCUGGAAAUCAAACCUCUUCAGACUGAGGUUGAUCUUGACGGACAUGGAAGCAAGUUCAAAAUGCCAAAGUUUGGAAUCACAAUGCCAAAAGUAAAAGGACCAGAACUUGAUUUCAGCUUAUCAAAGAAAGAUGUAGAUGUCGGACUACCAGAAGCCAAAGCAGAGGUCAGCCUCCCUGAUGUUGAAGUAAAGGAACCUUCUGCAAAAGUAGACAUUAAAGCUCCUGAAAUUAAAGUUGCAGCUAAAGAUACAAGUGGAUCUCCUUCAAGAUUUAAAAUGCCAACUUUUAGUUUCUCUAAAUCUAAAGUCAAAGUCCCUGAUAUAGAUUUAAACGUAUCAAAGAAAGACACAGACAUCACAUCAACAGUCAAACUCCCAGAAGCCCCGACAGUUGAUGUUAGUCUUGGAAAAGCAGAAGUGUUGAUACCAGAAGUGAAAGUGGAAGUUAAAAAGCCUGAAGUGCAAAUCAAACCUUUGCAGGCUGAUGUUGAAUAUGAAGGACAAGGAGGCAAGUUCAAAAUGCCAAAGUUUGGAAUUUCAAUGCCAAAAGUAAAAGGGCCUGACAUUGACCUAAGCUUCUCAAAGAAAGAUGUUAACUCACCAGAGGCUACGGCUGAGUUUAAACUCCCAGAAGCUCCAGAAAUUGAUGUUAAGCUUGGAAAAGCAGAAGUUUCAAUUCCAGAUGUAAAGAUGGAGGUGGAAAAACCUGAACUGGAGAUGAAACCCUUAGACACUCAAGUUGAAUUUGACGGACAUGGAAGCAAGUUCAAAAUGCCAAAGUUUGGAAUCACAAUGCCAAAAGUAAAAGGACCAGAAAUUGAUUUCAGCUUAUCAAAGAAAGAUGUAGAUGUCAGACUACCAGAAGCCAAAGCAGAGGUCAGUCUCCCUGAUGUUGAACUAAAGGAACCUUCUGCAAAAGUGGAGGUGAAAGCUCCUGAGAUUGAAGCUCAGUUGGGCAGCAUGAAAGAAUCCCCAUCAAAGUUUAAACUCCCAACAUUUAAAUUCCCCAAAUUUGGAGGUGCUACUCCAAAUGUCAGCGUUGAAGUACCUGAUACAGAACACGAAAUCAAGAUUGAUGGAGCUGGGAUAUCUGUGCCAGACACAGAUGUUGAUGUGGAAGUGAAAGGAGGGGAAGUGGAUAUGAAAUCACCAGAAGUUGAAGCAGAGAUUGACAGACAAGGAAGCAAGUUUAAAAUGCCAAAGUUUGGCAUCUCAAUGCCAAAGGUGACUGGGCCUGAAAUGGAUUUAAGUUUAUCAAAUAAAGAUGUAGACGUGAAAAUACCAGAGGCCAAAGCUGAAGUCAAACUCCCUGACGUUGAUCUGAAGGCACCGUCUGCUGAGGUGGAAAUCAAACCUCCUGAGAUCAAAGUUGUGACAAAGGACACAGAUGGAUCGCCAUCUAAAUUUAAAAUGCCAACAUUCAAAUUACCCAAAUUUGGAAUUGGCGCUCCAAGCUCCACCAUAGAAGUACCUGAUAUAGACAAAGAUGUAAAGAUCAAUGGAGGUGAGAUUAAAAUUCCUAAAGAGGUUGUUGCAGUGGACAUUGCAGCACCAAGCAUUGAUACUGAAGGUCCAUCAAUAGAUUUGAAAAGUACAGCAACUGAACGCGAAGGAAAAGGAAGUAAGUUUAAAAUGCCAAGUCUCAGUUUUUCUGUGCCUCAAGUCAAAAGCCCUGACGUGGAUUUAAGCUCAUCAAAGGCCGGUGUAGAUGUGACUUUACCAGAAGCUAAAGCUGAUGUUCAGCUCCCUGAUGUUGAAGUGAAGGAACCAUCUGCCAAAGUGGAAAUUAAAGCUCCUGGAAUUGAAGUUCACGCAAGUAAUGUCGAAUCAAAGUUUAAAAUGCCAACAUUCAAAUUACCAAAAUUUGGAGCUUCCACAGCACCGGUCGGCGUGGAGGUCCCUGAUGUGGACAUUAAAGUGGACGGGGAGGAUUUGAACUUACCAGAAGCAAAAGCUGAAGUCAAACUUCCUGAAGUUGAAAUCAAAGAGCCGGUUCAGGGUUCGAUAUCAAUUGAUAUGGCAGAGGAAGGAAAUGUUGAAGUUACAACAUCUGAUGCGGAUCUGAAACUACCAGAAGGUGAUGUAAAAGUAGACGGGCAGGAAAGCAAGUUUAAAAUGCCAAAGUUUGGCAUCUCAAUGCCAAAAGUAAAAGGACCUGAUAUUGAUUUAAGCUUAUCAAAGAAAGAUGUAGAUGUGACACAACUCAAGGCUGAGGUUGAAGUCCCAGAAGUUAGAGUCAUCCAACCUGAAAUGGAAAUUAAAGCUCCUGAACUCAAUGUGAAACAUACUGAUGCUGGGGGAUCGCCAUUAAAGUUUAAAAUGCCAACAAUGAAAAUGCCGAAAUUUGGAGGUGCUAGCUAUGAAGUCACGGUAGAAGCACCUGACGCAGACAAAGCUGAAAAAGAUGGAGCUAAACUUCAGGAGGAUGUUCCUGUCGAGAUUAAAGCUCCAGGUGUUGAUGUAAAAACUGACUCUGAAACACCAAAGACUGAGACUGACAGUGCUGGUCAUGGAUCUCCGAGUAGAUUCAAACUACCAUCCUUUAAAAUGCCGAAGCUGAGUUUCUCAAAACCCAAACCCGAAGAAGAACAUGGUGACCACGACGGCCAAGAAGUUCAGCCAGAAACAGAAGAACAGACCAAAACCCCAAACCUGACUUUGACAGCGAUUGGUGAAAUCUUCAAGAACAUUGAUGUUGAAUUUGAUGUUUCACCAACAGACAAAGUGGAAGACAAUCUUGAAGCCUCAAAGGAAGCUCAUGUGGAAAGCAGUGGAAAGCAGUUGGAUGCAAAGGAAAAGGAAACAAACGCCAAGGAGGAUACUCCCAAAAGUCCCGAGAGGACAGGGUGGUUUAAAUUCCCCAAGUUUGGUCUGUCCUCCCCAUCGGAAUCUGCCAGGACCCCGGAAAAAGACGAGCACAAGAAUGGAACGACCCCAGAAACCGGGGAUGAGGAAGUAAGCCCCACCUUCUCUGUCCAGUCGUCAGACGCUUUUGCCGACAUCAGCUCGACAAUGACCAGCGUGACCGUCGGCCCGUCCUUAUCUUCUCCAACCAAGGUCACUGUCAAAUACUCUGAUCCCCACGCUGCUCUGAGCCCCGAAGAGAUUCACGGCAACGUCAUCACUUCAACCACGAGGACCGAAGUGAUUUCCUUUGAGCCAAACUUGCCCGAGAAAAUCACCAUCCUGUCAUCGGGAGUUUCGUCGUCAUCAGAAGACACGUUCAGAGCGGAUCCUGGACUCUUAGACGCCAUUACAGCAAAGCUCGGAAGACGUGUUCAGCUCGGAUCUCCUCUCGAGUCACAAGGUGAGGGAGCUGCUUCGUGGGCGGUCGAAGAUUCACCCGACAAGUGGUCGAUCUUCGGCGGCGACUUUGUUCGAGAAACAUCGAGUGAAAGAAGUGAGAGCAAGGGAACAGUCGUCAUAACCAAACAAAUUACACGUGUGUACGAAUCCUCUGAGCAAACCUCAAGUGACACGGCGACUUCCAUCCAGCGGCUGAAAGACUCGAUGCACUCGGACAAAAUGAGGUUCUUCGACGGAGCCGAGAAGUGA